Messenger RNA from Ziziphus jujuba (common jujube), 749 nucleotides. Its product is annotated as major latex protein 146. The transcript is spliced from 2 exons. Bases 56 to 514 code for a protein of 152 amino acids. Gene Ontology annotation, cellular component: cytoplasm; nucleus. Gene Ontology annotation, biological process: abscisic acid-activated signaling pathway; defense response. NCBI's taxonomy places the organism in Eukaryota, Viridiplantae, Streptophyta, Magnoliopsida, Rosales, Rhamnaceae. Gene Ontology annotation, molecular function: signaling receptor activity; protein phosphatase inhibitor activity; abscisic acid binding. The record is from RefSeq and is a predicted model, not a curated record.
CCAUAUUAUACUUCUAGAACAAACAAGAAAGAAAGUUUUUACACUUCUAUUUUCCAUGAGAGACAUGAAAGGAGAGGUGGUGCUGAAUAUCCCAGCACAUAAAGCUUGGGAAAUGUACAGAAACGACCAAAUCAUUGCCAAAAUCAAACCCGAAAUGCUUUCCCAAGCUCAAUAUAUUCAAGGAGACGGUAGCCCUGGAAGUCUCAGGCUUUUCAAGCUCGGUCCUGCCUUACAAAAUUACGUGAAAGAAUCAACGGAGAAAAUAGAGAAGGUGGAAGAUGGACGGUCGGUAACGUACGUGGUGAUCGGAGGAGAGCUGAGCAAGAUGUAUAAUCCGUACAGAGUGACCUUCUCAUUCACUCCUGUGGAUGGAAAAGAAGACAGCAAAUGCAUUGCAGAGUGGAAAGCUGAGUAUGAGACGCAGACUCCAGACUCACCACCACCCCACAAGGCCAAGGAAGCUGCCCUUGGUUUCCUCUACUGGUUUGACAAGGUCGAUCACCUCCUCAACUAGCUCAACUUCUAUAUAUACAUACAUAUUAUAAAUGUGUGUGUGUGUGUGUGUGUGUGGAUUUGAUGCAUGCAGUCUGAAAAUUCUGCUCAAUUUGGUUGUUAGAAUAACUACUUUGAAACUUAAUUUAAGAUGGCUAUGCUUGUAACUUUAUAAUUAUGUGACCUAAUGGAAGUUUGUAACGUCUUAAUCAUAAUUUAUAUCCUCCAAUUAGUUGGGUUUAUUCCACUACAAGAAA